GUGUUCAUUAAUUCAAUUCAAAAUCUAUAUAAACAUAAGUAGCUUAGGAACAAGUAUAAACAAAAGGAUUAUUGUGUAUAAUAAUGGUUUAUCAAAUGAAAUGUUAAAUAAAAACAGGUUUGAGAACUAUAUAUUAUAGAUAAUUUAAUGUCUUUACCAAGAGAUUAAAAUCAGGUUCUGCUUUUUUUUUCUUUCUUUCUGGAGAAGAAAAAUUAUAAGUACUGUAUAAGUAAUUCUUCCCUUCAUAAACGAUUAAAAUGUUUUUUAAUACAUAUUCUUUAAUUAUUUUAAAAAUAUUUAAGACUGAGAGUAUUAUGCUGUUUUAAACAAUUUAUAUAAUUGCAUAUUUUAUUUAAUUUUUAAUAUAUUUUCUGCCUAACUUAUGAACGUAAUUUAUUUGAUAUUAUUUAUAAAUAGAAAUGUCUCUUACUACAUCUGGUAAGGAAGAAAAUAUUCUGAAUUAUUUGGAUUUAAAAUUAAAUUAUGUAAUAUAAGUCAUGCUAGGAGCUUGAACUUGUGGUCAAACAGUUCAUGAAUUGUAGUCAAAAUAUCUAUAUACUUAUCUUAUGAGUGAGCAUCUUUUAUAAUGAACUGAAAAUUCUUGUAAUGUUUUAAUACAUGUGUAAGCUGAAAUAGAACUUUUAUAUUAAAAAAUCUUGAUCAUGCAUCAUAGGUAUAUUAGUUAUGGUACUAUUAGGUACUUUAAUGUGGAUCUACUUGUCUACUUGUUCCUUUUCUGUAAAACAGGAGAUAAAGAAAAGCAGAAAGUAAAAUUAGCUAUGUUUUUCUAUAAAAUAUUUUAUGCAAUUAUGAUUUUUCUUUAAGAAACAUUAUUAUUUUGAAAAUAAAGCUCUAUUAAUAAAAUUCAAAUUGGAAAGCUUAUGAUGAUUUAAUUUUAAGAUAAUCAAUUAAGUCUGGUGUAAUAGACAAGGAUAUAUCUCUGGCUUAUUUUGUAUCUUUGAUUAUAAAUUCUAAUAAUAUAUGUCAUCUCUCAAAAACAGAAUAAAUGUCUUCAGCAAUGAAAAAGAAAGUCAUUUAGCAACUGCUAAAAAUCAUUUUAAAUUCUUCCCAGUUAAUUUCAUUAUUAUUCCUUGCUAAUAUGAAUUCUAUCAAUCUAGAGAAACCUUUCCAAUUGCAUGACCUUGCACUGUCUAUUCUAUAUAAUAAUUAGUGCUUUCAUUGCAAUUUCUCUACCACUUUAAAUUACUUUCAUUGCAGUUUCUCUACCACUUUAAAUUACUUUUGUGUGCAUUUCUGGACUAAUUUCCUGCAAUUUUCUUAAUUUUUUUUUUCAAUCACAUUAAAACAAAUUUCUACUGUGUGCUAUCAUUUUUGCAUCUUGUCUUUUCAGUAAGCAAAAUCCCUUUCAACCUAUAAUCAAUAAUUUUUCUAAAUUUAACACCACUCUCUGUACCUCUUUGCCUUUAUCCUUUUUCAGUUCUAGAUUCUCUUUCUACAUUGCAACCAGUAUCUGGAUAUGCAACGAGGUACCUUGUUACUCUUCAAGUUCCUUGAUGUGUCUUAUCUCUUGGCAACUAUGUACAGUACUUACAGUAUGCAGUAUGCAAAGGUUUUCUUCCCUAUGGGGCUAUUUUAUGCACAAACCAAUGCUUGAUUUUCCAAGUUGUUAGCAGAUUCUAAUAUCAAUCAAUAGAUCAUUUGUUGAAGUUGGAGGCUAUGAUGGAUUAAGAGAGAAAUAUAUGGAAGCUAUUCCUACAAAACUGAUUCCUAAUGCCACUUGUGGAAUUCCUAAAUCUAAUUCAUGGCAAAUGUUACGUCCAUAUAAUGAUCCAGAAAUGCCAUGGCUAGGAUUUUUACUAGGUCAGACUCCGGCAUCAAUUUGGUAUUGGUGUGCUGAUCAGAUGAUGGUUCAACGAAUGUUAGCAGCCAAGUCUUUGUCACAUGCACAAGGUGGCACAUUAUUUGCUGGAUACUUGAAGAUAUUUCCUUUAUUUAUCAUUGUCAUGCCUGGUAUGAUUAGCAGAGUUCUUUACACAGAUGAAGUAGGAUGUGUGGAUCCAAAGGAAUGCUAUAAAUAUUGCCAAAAUGAAGUUAGUUGUUCUAAUACUGCUUAUCCACGUUUGGUAUUGGAGAUAAUGCCUUCUGGGUUACGUGGAUUAAUGAUGGCAGUUAUGAUAGCUGCACUAAUGAGUGACCUUACGUCCAUAUUUAAUAGUGCAAGUACUUUGUUUACGAUGGAUAUUUGGCCUCAAAUUAGAAAGAAAGCUACUGUAAAAGAAUUAAUGAUAGUUGGGAGGGUAUUUGUAAUUAUCAUGAUUGGAGUCAGUAUUGUAUGGAUUCCAGUCAUUCAAGCAAUGCAAGGAGGUCAAUUAUUCAUAUAUAUACAAGCCAUUUCAGCAUAUUUAGCCCCGCCUAUAGCUGCUGUUUAUGUCUUUGCUAUUUUAUGGAAGAGAAUGAAUGAAAAGGCUGCAUUUUGGGCAUUAUUGUUGGGAUUUAUGGUAGGAGUUACUCGGAUGAUAUUGGAUUUUGUUUAUCCUGAACCUCCCUGCGGAAAACCAGAAACUCGUCCAUUUAUAUUAUAUAAAGUACAUUAUAUGUACUUUGCAAUGCUUUUAUUUUGGUUAACAGGUAUUAUUUCAAUGGUCAUAAGUUAUAUGUCUGAACCACCAGAAUCAUUCAGACUAAUAAGAACAACAUUUUGGACAAGAUAUAAUACGCAAGAUCGUUUUGAUGAUAAAGAAAAUAUGGAAAUGAAAAGAGCUGAAGAACUAAAACAUAAAAUAGCCGAUGAAAGCAAAGAAGAAAAAGAAUAUCCAAAGGAAAGAAUAUCAAAACUGAAAAGAUUUUAUAAUUGGUUUUGUGGGUACAACACAUCUCCAGAAGGAGAAAAAUCUGAAGAAGAAUUUUAUGAGCAUCUCUCAAAUAUUGCAUCCUUAAAGCAGGAAAGACAUGAAAAAGUCAUUCUGUAUAUAUUUCUUCUAUUUGUGCUUUCGACAGCAAUAGUAAUGUUUUUAUAUUUUUCAAUACCAUAGUUAUUUAUUGCCAAGAAUAUAGUAUCAGAUUUUCUAGUUUCACAUAGAUAAUUAAAUAAUUUAAGAUAUUCUUUAUUUUUCAUAUGUAAAAAUUACAUAUCUCAUUGCUUUUUUUCAUUCCAUUUAAUAUAACAUGCAAUUAUAUGUUGUAUACAGUUCAUUCAACUUUCAAAAAUCCAGACAUCUUAUGGAGUAAUUGCUUGCAUAGAUGUAAAAUAAUUUAUCCAUUCAGAUUAGUAGUUUUAUUUAUUCCAUAGAACAACAAGUUAUACAUAAACAAGUUUAAUAACAACAGUUAACUAAUUAUAGCAAAGGUGUUCAAUUAUAUGUAUAAUAUAUAUAAUUUUUAACAUAACCUUAAACUGAAUGUAUUGAAUAGGAUAUUUGUGAUAAUUUUCUGAAAUAUGUGAUUGUGAUUGCCAUUACAGGAGUUGAUGUUGGAAGUUUUGGUAGUUUGGAUUAUUGAGAGUCCAAAUUUUAGAGAAUUGCAUCUAUAUAAUAUAUUUUAUUAUUGAAUAAUAAUCAAUAUUUUGUGUUUGUGAUUAGAUCAUUUAUUAAUUAUUGAUUUCAAUUAUAUACUGGUAUAUGUAUAUUUUGUUUGUAG
This is a messenger RNA of Centruroides sculpturatus (bark scorpion), 3597 nucleotides long. Its product is annotated as sodium/myo-inositol cotransporter-like. Gene Ontology annotation, molecular function: D-glucose:sodium symporter activity. Gene Ontology annotation, biological process: transmembrane transport. Lineage: Eukaryota; Metazoa; Arthropoda; Arachnida; Scorpiones; Buthidae. Gene Ontology annotation, cellular component: plasma membrane. The transcript has 9 exons. The record is from RefSeq and is a predicted model, not a curated record. The coding region runs from base 1701 to 2993 and encodes 430 amino acids.